AUGGAUCCUCUCCCUGUUCCACAUGAGUGGUACCAGCCUGGAGAUUUCCUUAUUGGUGGAGUUCUUACUCAGAUAGGUUACCAUUUGCAUGAAAUUGACUUCAGUCGACAUCCUUCUGAGGAGUUGUAUAAAGAUCCAUAUAUGCUGACAAAGUUCCACCAGCAUGUCCUGGCCAUGGUGUUUGCCAUAAAUGAGAUCAACAAAAAUCCCCAGAUCUUGCCCAACAUCACUCUUGGGUUCCACAUCUACGACAGCUACCAUGAUAUGAGGAUGACCUAUCGCACCACCUUUGAUCUGCUCUAUAAAUUGCACCGUUAUUUUCCAAACUACCAAUGUUGUUCCCACAAAAGCUUAACAGCUGUCAUCGGCAGUCUGAGCUCUGAUACCUCUUUCCUCAUGGCAGACAUCCUUAGUGUCUACAAGAUUCCACAGAUCACUUGUGGCUUAUUUGUCCCAGAAGAGAGAGAAGUUAAACAGUCCUCAUCCAUUUAUUUCAUUGGCCCAAGUGAAGAAUAUCUGAAUAAGGGAGUCAUCUGGCUACUUCUCCAUUUCCACUGGAUGUGGGUCGGGCUUUUCUUGGUGGAUGAUGACAAUGGAGAACGUUUCUUGAAUGUCCUAGAGCCGCUGCUUUCCCAAAAUGGAAUCUGUUUGGCUUUGAUACAGAAAAUUCCAAGCAAAUACAACUGGAAUGAUAUGGAUUAUGUCACUGAUGUAUUUUUAACCACAUAUUUACCUUUUAGAGAAAGCACAGCUAACACGUUUAUCUUCUAUGGAGACUCAGUUGCCCUUACAAUACUUAACACCCUUAUUUUUCUGGGCAAUCCCAGUUAUAAGGAAAAUGCAUCAUUGAGAAAAGUGUGGAUUAUGACAUCUCAAAUUGAUUUUGCACUAAGCAGCCUUCAAAGGGCCUGGGAUUUUGAGUUUUUCCAUGGGACCAUUUCCUUCUCUAUUCCUUCAAUUGAGCCUCAGGGCUUCCAGAACUUUCUUCAGGACAUAAAACCUUAUAAAAAACAAGGAGAUGGCUUUCUCAAGGAAUUCUGGGAGCAAGCAUUUGACUGUUUCUAUCCAAAUUCACAGGAGCUAGUGGACAUCAGUGACACCUGUACUGGAGAGGAGAGACUAGAGAGCCUUCCUGGGUCUCUCUUUGAGAUGUGUAUGACUGCUCACAGCUACAGCAUCUACAAUGCAGUUUAUGGCAUAGCACAUGCCAUUCAUGUCCUGUACUUAUUCAGAUCCAAUGACAAGGCAAUGGAUGGUAAUCAAAGAGUGGAACUUGAAGAUCUCCAGCCUUGGCAGAUCCACUCCUUUCUACAAGGCAUUAUAUUUAACAACUCAGCUGGAGAAAGAUUGUCUUUUAAUGAUAAAAGGGAGAAAGGAGAUGGAUUUGAUAUAAUGAACCUGGUCACAUUCCCCAACAAGUCCUUCCAUAGGCUGAAAAUUGGAACAGUAAACCCCGAUGCUCCUGAAGGACAAGAGUUCAUAAUUCAUGAGAAUAUGAUUGUGUGGCAAUCCAUUUUUAACCAGGUGGUGCCUCUCUCUGUGUGUAAUGAUCCCUGCAACCCUGGCUAUCGUAAGAAAAAGAAGGAAGGGGAGAAAUUUUGUUGCUACAGUUGUGCUCCUUGCCCAGAAGGGAAGAUUUCAAGUCGAAAGGAUGCCGAUGAUUGCAUCAAAUGUCAAAAUGAUCAAUAUCCAACUAAGGACCAAGAUGGCUGCAUUCCCAAAAAAAUAAGCUUUCUGUCUUUUGAAGAACCUUUGGGAAUUAGUUUGGUUUCCAUAGCUAUUUCUUUAGCUCUGAUCACAGCCGUUGUGUUAUGUACUUUCAUUAAGCACAAAGACACCCCCAUUGUCAAAGCCAACAACCGGGACAUCACCUACAUCCUUCUCAUCACUCUCUUGCUCUGCUUCCUCUCUUCUUUACUGUUCCUUGGACAUCCAAAAAAGGUGACCUGCUUCCUCCGACAAUCUGCUUUCAGCAUCAUCUUCUCAGUGGCUGUUUCUUGUGUCUUGGCCAAAACCAUCACUGUGGUUGUAGCUUUCAUGGCCACCAGACCAGGGUCCAGCACAAGGAAGUGGGUAGGGAAAAGACUGGCCAACUCAGUUGUCCUUUCCUGCUCCUUUGUUCAAGCAGGCAUUUGUGUGGUGUGGCUGGCAACCUCACCCCCAUUCCCAGAUUUGGACUCAUUGUCACUGACUGAAGAGAUCGUAGCAGAAUGUAAUGAAGGGUCUGUCCUCAUGUUUUAUAUUGUUCUGGGCUAUUUGGGACUUCUGUCCAUCAUCAGCUUGGCUGUGGCUUUCCUAGCCAGGAAGUUGCCUGACAGUUUUAAUGAAGCCAAGUUCAUCACCUUCAGCAUGUUGAUAUUUUGCAGUGUUUGGUUGUCUUUUGUUCCAACCUAUGUGAGCAUCAAAGGGAAAUACAUGGUAGCUGUGGAGAUCUUUUCUAUCUUGAUGUCCAGUGCUGGACUGCUCAGCUGUAUCUUUUCCCCUAAAUACUACCUUAUUGUGUUGAGACCUGAGCUGAACAGGAGAGAAGAACUAAUAAGGAGAAAAAAAUAG
Messenger RNA from Eublepharis macularius, 2553 nucleotides. Its product is annotated as vomeronasal type-2 receptor 26-like. Gene Ontology annotation, molecular function: G protein-coupled receptor activity. Gene Ontology annotation, biological process: G protein-coupled receptor signaling pathway. The record is from RefSeq and is a predicted model, not a curated record. Gene Ontology annotation, cellular component: membrane. Bases 1 to 2553 code for a protein of 850 amino acids. The transcript has 6 exons. Lineage: Eukaryota; Metazoa; Chordata; Lepidosauria; Squamata; Eublepharidae.